AUGCGGCCUAUUUUGCUGUCGGGCCAUGAACGGUCCCUGACCCAGAUUCGUUUCAACGGCGAUGGCGAUCUCCUGUUCUCCGUCUCGAAAGAUAAGAUUGUUUGCGCGUGGUGGUCCGCCAACGGCGAGCGUCUCGGAACAUACAACGGCCACCAGGGUGCCGUCUGGACUGUCGAUGUCAGCCCCAACACCGUCCUCCUCGCAACCGGCUCCGCCGACAACACUGUGCGGCUAUGGAACAUCAAGACUGGCGAAUGUGUGAAGAUUUGGGAGUUCCCUACCGCCGUGAAGCGCGUGGCGUUCUCCCCUGAUGGAAGCAAGCUGUUGGCCGUGACGGAAAAGCGUAUGGGUUUCCUGGGUACCAUUGCCGUGAUCGAUAUCAGCUAUGGCGAGAACCUCGGGGCUCAGGCGGAUGAGCCUAGCCUGCGCAUUACCUGUAACGAGAGCAAGGCGACUGUCGCGGGCUGGAGUUUCCUGUCCAAGUACAUUAUUGCCGGACACGAGGACGGUAGCGUCAGCCAGUACGACCCGAAGACUGGUGAUCAGCUGGCCAACGUUCAAGUCCACGAGUUCGACAUGCAGAUCAACGACAUCCAAUUUUCCCCCGACCGCACCUACUUCAUCACCGCCUCCAAGGACAAGUCUGCUAAGCUGCUGUCCGCUCGCGAACUCGCCAUCCUCAAGACCUACCCCGCCGAUACUCCGCUUAACUCCGCCGCUAUUACCCCGAAGAAGGAAUACGUGAUUCUGGGUGGUGGUCAGGCCGCCAUGGAUGUCACAACCACCUCCGCUCGCCAGGGUAAAUUUGAAGCCCGCUUCUACCACAAGGUCUUCGAAGACGAGAUUGGCCGUGUCCGUGGUCACUUCGGUCCCCUCAACACCGUCGACGUUCACCCGGCCGGUACAGCAUAUGCCUCCGGUGGUGAGGACGGUUACGUUCGUAUCCACCACUUCGACAAACCCUACUUCGAUUUCAUGUAUGAGGUCGAGCGGGAGCAGAUGCGGAAGUGA
Molecule: messenger RNA, 1011 nt
Organism: Penicillium argentinense
Lineage: Eukaryota; Fungi; Ascomycota; Eurotiomycetes; Eurotiales; Aspergillaceae
Gene: tif34
Product: translation initiation factor eIF3 subunit i
Exons: 4
Coding region: 1-1011 (336 amino acids)
Biological process (GO): cytoplasmic translational initiation
Cellular component (GO): cytoplasm; eukaryotic translation initiation factor 3 complex, eIF3m
Molecular function (GO): RNA binding; translation initiation factor activity; protein binding
Source: RefSeq, a predicted model, not a curated record